Messenger RNA from Fundulus heteroclitus (mummichog), 3068 nucleotides. RefSeq names its product phosducin-like (gene pdcl). Bases 125 to 2848 code for a protein of 907 amino acids. The record is from RefSeq and is a predicted model, not a curated record. NCBI's taxonomy places the organism in Eukaryota, Metazoa, Chordata, Actinopteri, Cyprinodontiformes, Fundulidae. Gene Ontology annotation, cellular component: neuron projection; cytoplasm. The transcript is spliced from 14 exons. Gene Ontology annotation, biological process: response to oxidative stress; regulation of G protein-coupled receptor signaling pathway; cyclooxygenase pathway. Gene Ontology annotation, molecular function: peroxidase activity; heme binding; oxidoreductase activity, acting on single donors with incorporation of molecular oxygen, incorporation of two atoms of oxygen.
UGUCAUCCACUUCCUCUGCGUCUCAGCCCGCCCGCAUCUCCACUCCAGCCUGGAUUAAUUGCACUUUUCCCCAUUGUUUUAUAUCAUUUUUGGAAUGCCAUCCUCCUGAACCGAGGCUGCUGUAAUGAGAGCCUCUGUCCUUGGAUCAGUUUGUGCUCUUCUCGUACUCCUGCGGGAGCCUGGAUGCCAGGGGGAUGAGGUUACAACCAGCACAGUGAACCCAUGCUGUUAUCUCCCGUGUAAACACUGGAGUGUCUGUGUGCGCUACGGCGAGGACAAGUACGAGUGUGACUGCACUCACACUGGAUACUACGGAGAAAACUGCUCGAUCCCUGAGCUAUGGACCCGGGUGCGUCAGUUCCUCAAGCCCAGUCCAGAUGUGGUGCACUACAUUCUCACCCAUUUCCACUGGCUCUGGGACAUCAUCAACAACACGUUCUUACGGAACGUCCUCAUGCGUCUGGUUAUAACAGCUAGGUCAAACCUGAUCCCCAGUCCUCCCACUUUCAAUUCAAAGUAUAACUACCUCAGCUGGGAAUCCUACUACAACCUCAGCUACUACACCAGGAUCCUGCCGCCGGUUCCUGAGGACUGUCCCACUCCUCUGGGAGUCAAAGGCAGAAAUGGGCUACCUGACCCUCAGGUGUUGUUUGAGAGGCUGCUGAAACGGAGGACGUUCAGACCUGACCCUCAGGGCUCCAACAUCAUGUUUGCUUUCUUCGCUCAGCACUUCACCCACCAGUUCUUCAAGACCUACAACCGCAUGGGCCUGGGCUUCACUAAGGCUCUCUCCCAUGGGGUCGAUGCCGGACACAUUUAUGGAGACAGCCUGGAACGUCAGCACCUCCUCCGGCUCUUCAAAGAUGGAAAAUUGAAAUAUCAGUUAAUCGAUGGAGAGGUGUACCCUCCCUCUGUAACUGACGCUCCCGUCAGGAUGAGCUACCCUCCGGGGAUCCCUGUGGAGAAACAGAUGGCCAUCGGUCAGGAGGUGUUCGGCCUCCUUCCUGGUUUGGGUUUGUACGCCACGCUGUGGCUCAGGGAGCAUAACAGAGUCUGUGACAUCCUGAAAGCAGAGCAUCCCACCUGGGACGAUGAGCAGCUUUUCCAGACCACCCGCCUCAUCAUCAUCGGUGAGACCAUACGAAUCGUGAUUGAGGAGUACGUGCAGCACCUGAGCGGCUACCUGCUGCAGCUGAAGUUCGAUCCCACCCUGCUGUUCAACUCCAACUUCCAGUAUGGGAACCGCAUCGCGCUGGAGUUCAGCCAGCUCUACCACUGGCACCCUCUGAUGCCCGACAGCUUCCACAUCAGCGGAGACGAGCUGUCGUACUCGCAGUUCCUCUUCAACACGUCCGUCCUCACACACUACGGCGUGGAGAAGCUGGUGGACGCCUUCUCUCGACAAGCUGCUGGCCAGAUUGGUGGGGGCCACAACAUAAACGCCGUUAUCACCAAGGUCGUCGUGGGAACAAUAGAGGAGUCCCGUCAGCUCCGGAUCCAGCCUUUUAACGAAUACAGGAAGCGCUUUAACCUCGAGCCGUACACGUCGUUCAGAGACUUCACCGAUAGCGAGGAGAUAGCCAGCACUCUUGAAGAGCUCUACGGUGACAUCGACACUCUCGAAUUUUACCCCGGGUUGUUGUUGGAGAAGACACGGCCGGGGGCGAUAUUCGGAGAAAGCAUGGUGGAAAUGGGGGCCCCCUUUUCCCUCAAAGGCCUCCUGGGUAACCCCAUAUGUUCUCCACAAUACUGGAAGCCCAGCACGUUCGGGGGCAAAGUGGGCUUUGACAUCGUAAACUCGGCCUCUCUGAAGAAGCUGGUGUGCCUGAACUCCAGGACGUGCCCCUACGUGGCGUUCAGAGUUCCAGCCGAGGAGGAACCAGGCAGGAACGACGGGAAAGAACGAAGCAGCGAGCUAGCCGUUGCCAUGACUACCCUGGAUGACAAGCUGCUGGGCGAGAAGCUGCAGUACUACUACAGCAGCAGCGAGGACGAAGGCAGCGACAACGAGGAUGACGACGGGGAGAGGAAGACCAUCCGAGACGCUGGUGCCACCGAGCCCGACAUAGACUACAGUGCAGAUGGAAGCGCCGUCAACACAGGACCAAAGGGAGUCAUCAAUGACUGGAGGAAGUACAAGCAGCUGGAGGUGGAACAGAAGCAGGAGCAGAAAAAGGAGAUGGAAAGACUGAUCAAGAAGCUGUCGAUGACGUGCCGCUCCGACCUGGACCUGAAAAAAGACCAGGAGGAGGAGAAGAAGCGUCAGGAGAAGAUUAAAAGCAAAAUGACCAUGCUGGAGUACAACAUGCUCCAGGAGCAAGACGACGACGAAGACUUCCUCCGGCAGUACCGCAUGCAGCGCAUCGAGGAGAUGCGGCGCCAGCUGUGCCGCGGCAAGCGCUUCGAGCGGGUCCACGAGCUCGGCAGCGGGGAGGAGUUCCUGGAGGCUCUGGACAAGGAGGACAAGAGCACGCUGAUCAUGAUCCACAUCUACGAGCCGGACAUCGCGGGCUGCGAGGCGCUGAGCGGCAGCCUGAUGUGCCUGGCCCAGGAAUACCCGCUGGUGAAGUUCUGCAGCGUGCGCAGCACGGCCAUCAGCACCAGCGAGCUGUUCAGAGAGAGCGCCCUUCCCGCUCUGCUGGUGUACAAGGGCGGGGACCUGAUCGGCAACUUCGUGCGGCUCACCGACCAGCUCGGCGAGGACUUCUUCGCCGUGGACCUGGAGGCGCUGCUGCAGGAGUGCGGGCUGCUGCCGGAGAAGCCCCCCACGGCGCCAAAGACGCUCCGCAACGGAGCCAUCAUUCAGAGCAACGCCAGCGACGAAGACUCGGACCUCGACAUAGACUAGCGCUCCGAUGUCCCGCGUGUAUGUUUGCAUGGAUUAUAUGUCAUAUUUAUUUAUGUGAGCCCCGUGUAGAGAUUGCGCCCCGACCUCACAGCACCAGAGCUAAAGCAGGAGGAGUAAAAGGCUCCGUUAUCAUUCCACGAAUAUCUGGAUGAGGCUAAACGUCACUUAUCAUCGUUGUUUUAAAGCACAGCGAGAAUGCUGCUGUAUGUACGGUUCAUUU